Molecule: messenger RNA, 783 nt
Organism: Impatiens glandulifera
Lineage: Eukaryota; Viridiplantae; Streptophyta; Magnoliopsida; Ericales; Balsaminaceae
Product: probable pectate lyase 16
Exons: 4
Coding region: 1-783 (260 amino acids)
Molecular function (GO): pectate lyase activity
Source: RefSeq, a predicted model, not a curated record
AUGGAACAGUUUAUGUCACUUAAUCAUGGAAGCCAUACUGAAGCAUCUAAAGACCAAAGCACAGAAGCUAGAAACGUGAUAAUCCAUGGCCUAAGAAUCCACCAUUGCAAGGCUCAAAGUCCAGGAAAUGUGAUGGGUCCUGAAGGAAAGUUAGUUACUUUAGGUCACACAGAUGGGGAUGCAAUUAGAUUGGUAUCAUCAUAUAAGAUAUGGAUUGACCAUAACACCCUUUAUAGUGGUCAGGAUGGUUUGAUCGACGUGACUCGUGGCUCAACCAACAUCACAAUAUCAAACAAUUGGUUUAAGAACCACAAUAAGGUGAUGCUUCUUGGCCAUGAUGAUGGGUUUGUUAGGGACAAGAACAUGAAGGUCACUGUGGCUUUCAACCAUUUCGGCCCAGAUUGCCAUCAGCGCAUGCCCAGGGUACGCCACGGUUUCGCCCAUGUCGUGAACAAUCUCUACAAGGGGUGGGGGCUCUAUGCAAUUGGAGGAAGCAUGAACCCUAGCGUGACCAGCGAGGCAAAUCUUUUCAUCGCAGAAAAAGCAGGGAAGAAGGAGGUUACUUGGAAGAAGGGUUACAAUGGAGGGGAUGAAUGGAACAUUCACUCUAUUAAGGAUGUCCUUGAAAAUGGUGCUAGCUUUUCUGAAGUUGGAGAUGAAAAGGAUUUGAUUAGGCCAGUCUAUGACCUUGAUCAACAAUUUAAGGUGGUUGAUGCCAGGUCUCUUCCAGCCUUGACUGGGUCAUCAGGUGCUUUCAAGUGUACCAAAAAAUCCAGAUGUUGA